Molecule: messenger RNA, 2217 nt
Organism: Pimephales promelas (fathead minnow)
Lineage: Eukaryota; Metazoa; Chordata; Actinopteri; Cypriniformes; Leuciscidae
Product: keratin, type I cytoskeletal 19
Cellular component (GO): cytoskeleton
Molecular function (GO): structural molecule activity
Source: RefSeq, a predicted model, not a curated record
UUUCUUGACUAGAUUCCCACAAUGCUGUGGUGCAGUAGGCCUGCUGUUAUUGGUCCGUUUUUUAUGUUUGAUGUAAUUUGAUCUUUGAAAAAGGUGUUUUCCCACCCUUUUAGUCCACUUUGUACCCAGUGCUGAUGGGAAUCCUGACAGACGCGGUUCACACACUCUGAGCGUUCACACAGAUUUGUUUAAUCCUCAGAGCGAUGAUCAUUUGCCUGUUUAAUGAGCAGAUCAUGAAAAACAGAAGAACCUCCAGCAUUAGCGCUCGAGGGUUUGUGGGAGUGACGUGGGACUCUAUCUGUCGUGUAUCAUCUUUGCUGUUUGGGGGCCGCUGUCAUUGAGGGAGUGGCGCACAUGAAGACCAGCUAUAAACCAUGGGCUUCACACCAUCCUGCACUACACACACCUCUCCCAUCAUAGGUGUAUCAUCUGGAUCAUCACCGUCUUGCGUCUGUUCACCGUCAACAUGUCCUUCAGCAGAACUCAGCACUUCUCAGGCAGGUCUCUCUCCACUAGCCGCUCAAUGGCUCCGGUUAGUUUCUCCAGCUUCAGAAGUCAGUCGGCUGGGUUAGGGUUUGGAUCCGGCUCUGGAUCGGGCUACGGGUCCGGUGCCGGUUCAGGGUUUGGGUCUGGUUUUGGGUCUGGGUCAGGAUUUGGGGUGGGUGGAGGUUCUCUCUCGGGGGGUUUGAGGACGGUUGGAGGCUCUCUCUCGGCCGUAAGUGGAGGUCACGCUGGGGCCAGUUUCAGGGCCGCCUCGGGCUCUUUCUCAGAAGCCGUGUCCAACGUUAUCAAUGACAAACAGCAGCUGCAGGCUCUGAACGAUCGUCUCGCGACGUACCUGGAGAAGGUGAAGCGCCUGGAGACCACGAACCUGGAGCUCAACGAGAAGCUCCGUGCGUUCACCGUCAACCGAGUCCAGAGCAGCGUCAACCUGGAGCCCUACGAGAUGCAGAUCAAACCACUGCGGGAGAAGCUUCUGGUUCUCCUUCAGGAGCACACGCGCAUCGCUUUAGUCAUGGACAACACCAAACUGGCUGCUGAUGAUUUCAGAAUGAAGUUCGAGACGGAGCUGUCCAUGCGUCAGUCUGUGGAGGGAGACAUCGCAGGUCUGAAGGCGCUGAAGAAAGAGUACGAGUCCACCAACAGUGCGUUGCUGCAGGAGAUCACGGGCCUGACGAAGGAGUGCGCCGCUCUCAGAAAACUCCAGCACGAGGAGAUGAUGUCACUGCGAGGUCAGAUGGUCGGCACGGUGACGGUGGAUGUGAAGCAGGUCGAGAGCACGGAUCUGUCCCGAGUGCUGGCCGAGAUCCGCUCAGAGUACGAGAUGCUCAUCGAGAAGAACCGCAGAGAGCUGGAGAGCUGGUACACCAGACAGGUGGAGAAGAAGCAGGAGGAGGCGACGCUGAUCACUGAGACGACCAUCAGCGGAAGUUCAGAGGUCACAGUCAAACGCAAACAAACCCUGAUCCUGCAGACACAGCUGGAGUCCUCACUGAUGGAGAAGGCGAGUGUGGAGCAGCGUCUGGUGGAGCUGCAGGCGCAGUAUCAGGCGCAGAUCUUCUCGCUCAGUCAGCUGGCCGGCGGCCUGGAGGGGGAGCUGUCGUCCGUGCGCGAGAGUGCGAUGCAGCAGAGCCGCGACUAUCAGCUGCUGCUGAGCACCAAAGUGCAGCUGGAGCGCGAGAUCAGCACCUAUAAAGCCCUGCUAGAGGGCGCCGGAGAGUUCACCGGCCUCGGCGCAUCAGUUCCUGCGGGAGCCGCGGCGAGUGGAAUCGCUGUCAGCUGGUCGAGCAAGACGACAGUGGGCGGAGCUAUAGCUGAUACAGAGCUGUCAGUGGGUGGAGCUAUAGCCGAUACAGAGCUGUCAGUGGGCGGAGCUAUAGCCUAUACAGAGCUUACAGAGCUGUCAGUGGGCGGAGCUAUAGCCGAUACAGAGCUGUCAGUGGGCGGAGCUACAGCCGAUGUAGUGGCUUCAGUGGGCGGAGCUACAGCUGACGUAGUGGCUUCAGUGGGAGGAGCUACAGCCGAUGUAGUGGCUUCAGUGGGCGGAGCUACAGCGGAUGUAGUGGCUUCAGUGGGCGGAGCUACAGCAGCUGAGAUUUAAAGUCCACCGGAGGGUCAUCGUGGUCUGAGUGAUGUCAUCGCCGCUCAACCAAUCCAAACCCGAUGUGUGUUUAAUGCUGCGUAACUCUGUCCAGCAUCAAUAAACUCAAACCCCUU